Messenger RNA from Cucurbita moschata (crookneck pumpkin), 1691 nucleotides. RefSeq names its product transcription termination factor MTERF6, chloroplastic/mitochondrial-like. Gene Ontology annotation, cellular component: chloroplast. Lineage: Eukaryota; Viridiplantae; Streptophyta; Magnoliopsida; Cucurbitales; Cucurbitaceae. Bases 202 to 1359 code for a protein of 385 amino acids. The record is from RefSeq and is a predicted model, not a curated record. The transcript has 2 exons. Gene Ontology annotation, molecular function: double-stranded DNA binding. Gene Ontology annotation, biological process: chloroplast organization; regulation of DNA-templated transcription.
CACAAAAAUCAACCUGAAGAGAUGAGAAGCUAAUUGAAGCUGUUGACUCGUUUUGAAAGUUGUUCCCAAUUUGAAAAUUGGGUGAGCCCCAGUCCAAUUCACUCUUUUGCUUGAAAAUUGGGUGAGCCCUAGUCCAAUUCACCCUUUUGCCUAAGUGAGGCCAGGCGAGAACAUCUCGUUGUUCUUCAAAAUUCGGCUUCAAUGUCUAAUUUCCUCUGCAAAACCCUACUUCAGGUUCGGCAUCUCACCACGAUUUCGCCAUAUCCAAAGCUCCGCUGUGUUCAAUCACUCCACUUCAACUACAGCACUGUCGCUUCCGAUUCACAUUCUUUUACGGUUUCGUAUCUCAUAAACUCAUGCUCGUUGUCUCCUGAAUCUGCUUCAUCUGCUUCAAAGCUCGUUAGCUUCACUUCUCCUGAAAAACCAGAUUUGGUGAUCUCUUUCUUCAAGAAUCACGGCUUUUCUAUUGCUAAUAUCUCGUUCAUUAUCUGGAAAUACCCUCGGAUUCUGCUGUCUAAUCCGAAUGGAACUCUUUUGCCUAAGCUUGAGUUUCUUUACACCAGAGGUGCUUCGAGUUCCGAAGUCACGAAGAUUAUUUCCAAGGCUCCGAAAAUCUUGAUGAGAAGCGUUGAUGAACAUCUGGUUCCUGCUUUUGAUUUUUUGAAAGGUUAUCUUGGAUCUAAUGAGCGAACUAUCGCAUCAAUCAAACGCUUUCCGAGUAUCAUUGCGGAUAUUCACCAAAAACAAUUGAACGGAUCUGUUAGAAUGUUGCUCGACGCCGGCGUGCCUGAGGCGCGUGUUGUGUUUUUUCUUUUUUACCAGCCGAGAAUGUUCACUAUGGCUCUAGACAGGUUUAGGGAGAUUUUGGAAGAUGUGAAGAAAAUGGGAUUUGAUCCAUCGAAAUCUAGCUUUGUUCAAGCUGUUUUUGCUAUACGAGCAAUGAGCAAAUCGACAUGGGUACGGAAGCUUGGUAUUUACAAGAGGUGGGGUUUAUCUGAAGAACAGAUUCUUGCUGCAUUUAGGAGCCAUCCAUGGUGUAUGACAUUAUCAGAGGAAAAAAUUAUGUUGGCAAUGGAUUUCUUUGUCAACAAAUUAGGCUGGGAAACUGCAGCGAUUGUCAGGAGUCCUUUGCUGCUUUCAUUUAGCUUAAAAAAGAGAACAAUUCCAAGAGCUUCAGUACUGCUGUUUCUGUUUCAGAAAGGUUUGACUAAGAAAAAAACCAUGUUGGUAAAACCAUAUAUGUACACUGAAACUCAGUUCUUGCAGAAGUUUGUUCAUCCUCAUCUGAAAGAGGCUCCUCAGCUAUCGAAGCUGUAUCGUGAAAAUGUGGAUGGUGGGAUAAUCGAUUAUGAAAUUUGAGGCUUUCACUUUAUACUGUUAUUGUGCAUUUGAGAAAGCAAGAGUCAUUUGAUGAAGCAAGCUUAAAUCAGUUGCCUGUAAAUUUUUGUUCUAAAAUGUCUAAUGCUUUUGAAAAUAGUUUCAAAAAAGUCCAUCAAAGCAAUAGGUUCUCGUUGGAUUAAGAGAAAAUGACGACACAAAAUCCAAGUAACCUUCAAGGGAGUUGAAGGGCUAUAAAACGUAGAUGUUGUUCUGGUAGUGUAACUGCUGGUAGUAUUCUGCUGAUGAAUUUUGGUGGAAAAUUGGCAGUGAUGCAACUUUUGAAGGCCCCAUCCAUCAAAAUUGUCUGUCAA